Messenger RNA from Closterium sp. Naga37s-1, 3189 nucleotides. NCBI's taxonomy places the organism in Eukaryota, Viridiplantae, Streptophyta, Zygnematophyceae, Desmidiales, Closteriaceae. The record is from the annotation of a GenBank genome assembly.
AUGUUCGCCGCGUCUUCUGCUGAAGGGGAGGUGCUUCUUAGGUUCAUGCGCGAGCAAGCGGAGGCGACGAGCGAGCUGAAGAGCGAGAUGGAGUCCAUCCAGGAGCUGCACAGCCGCAUUCAGGAGUACGGGGAGUGGAACUCGCUGCAGGAGAUGGUGACGCAGGGCAAGCUGGUGGAGAAGCUGCAGGGCCACUGCCUCUGGGCGUACCACCUCGACUUCCUCGUGCAGCUGCUCAUCAUAGCAGCAUGCUACGUGCGCAAGAAGAUCUUCGCAGCGUUUGGGCACGGCAUGUGUCCGCCGCGCAUCCGGGAGGCGUGUGUGGGGGAGGCGGGCCUCGCGCUGCACUAUGCCAACGUGGUGGUGCUGCUGGAACGGAUCAUACAACAGCCGGACGAAGUGCUAGGGCCUACAAGGGACGAGCUCUAUGAAAUGCUUCCGCGCAACAUACAGUACCUGCUGCGCGUGCAGCUGCAGGAUUCACUCAACUUCCAGGCGGAUGGGCGAGUGGAGGCGAAUCUCAAGCGCGGGCUGCUGCUGCUGCCCACCAUGGCGCACAACACCAUCACCUGGCACUCGCUGCACACCCCUGGAGCUGCUCUUGACUCCUCUGAGACAGUGUUUCAAGUGCAGACGUUCUACUUUGCGAAUCUGCAGGCAGUGAACGCCACUCUAGUGGACGUGCUCCUGGGCCUGUGCCGCAUCUGCGGCGUGGAGUCCCCUAUAGGCUGUGUGUCCACGCAGGUGCCGGCCUCCCUCGACUACUCCCAGCUCGUGGCAGAGAAGGUGGCGGAGGCGGAGCGCCAGUUCCGCAAGGCGUGUGGCAUGGAUGAGAGGGACGAGGACUGGUUUGGGGGGGAGGUCACCAAGGUGCAUGAUGACUCGUGCCAGGCUAGACGCGCGCAAACGCCGAGGGGUGGUGAGGCGGCUCCAGUAGCUUCAGCAGUGUCAGUAGUUUCAGCAGCUUCGGGCAGUGUUGUGCGGGAAAAGGGCUUGCAGUGCAAUCGACCACACACGCCCGCGCCCACUGCUGCUACUGUCUCCGCCUCUUCUACAUCGUUUGCUGCCACUGCCGCUGCCAACGCUGCUGCUGCUGCCUCUGCUGCUGCCGAACUUGGUGCCAGUGGUUCUGCUGCUGCUGCUUGCUCCAGUGGAGAAGGAGAGGGCAGCAGGGGCACAAGCACGGCCACUAACAUGAAUAUACACAAGAGCAGCAGCACAGGCAGUGCUGGUGGCGGCGGUGGUGUGAAUGGCGGCAGUGACAGCACAGGCAGCCCUGCCUUCGUGACUCCCCCCGAGUCCCCUGCCAGCGCCGUUUCCCUGCCCUCUGCCAUCCCUGUGUCUCGCUCUGAAGGUGGGGGGGUGGAGAGGAAGGGGGGUGCUGGGAGGAGGGAGAGGGGGAGGACGGGUGGUAGGGACGGGGAGGAGCAGAGUCAGAGCCUGGAGGAGAGGGGUGGAGAGAAGGCGGGGAGUGGGGAGGAGUUGGGUGAAGCGGAGAAGGGUGGGAAGAGCAGGGCAGGAGGCAGUAGGGCUAAGAAGAGCAGCCAGGGCGAAAGGUCCAGCAGCAGCGGUAGUGGCAGUGGUAGUGGCAGCGGUAGUGGCAGUGGUAGUGGUAAAGUGAGAGGCAGAAGCAAGCUGCAGGAGAAGGAGCUUCCACGAGCCCACACGGCGCCUACUGCUGAAACAGCAGCAGCAGCGGUGCUUGAUGUACGAGAUAGUGGCGGUGACGGCGGUGGAUCCCCUUCCAGAGUCCCCACCAAGCCCUCCUCUGGCCGCCCCACGAGAUCCAGACCCAGUAGUAGCCGGUUCAAGGGGACAGAUGCGUCUGGUUCUGCUGCUGCUGCUGGUGGUGGUGUUGGUGGUGUUGGUCCUUCUGGUUCCUCCUCCUCCUCCCCCUCUCGUCUCCCCACGCCUCCCCCUCCGGCCACCUACUCCCGACCGCGCAUCCCCUCCUCUCGAUCAGACAGCUCCUUCCUGCAGCAGCAGGGGGGCGGAGGGCGGAGAGGGAAAGAGAGCAUGCGAAACAGCGGCGGUGGGGUGUGUAAGAGCCAGAGCUGCAGCCCACAGGCAGACAGGCUCGUGGUUGCUUCCUGUGCUUCCUCCUCUCCUGGCCGUCCCUCCCCUGGCCGGCUCUCCCCAAGUGACGCCUCCCCCAGUCGAGCCUCCCCCAGUCGAGCCUCCCCUGGUCGCGGCUCCCCCGGGCAAGCCUCUGGGUGCUUCUCCCCUCAGGGCCUCCCGUUCCUCUCCCCCGCUGGUACCCCCUCCCCUGCUGACUCCCCCCGCUCGUCCCGACUGGGGCGGGGGGAGGCAAGGGGGAACGUGGGGGAAGGAUUGGGGGAAGGAGAGGCCAGAGGGGAGGGGCGGGGGGCAAGAGAGGCGACUGGGGAGGUAUUGGGCGGAAGAGGGGCCACUGGGGAUGGGCAGGGGGAAGGAGAGCAGGAGAGGGAGACACAGGGGGGGGCAGAGUUAGAGGCGGCCACAGGGGAAGCGAGGAAACGGAGCAGCAGGAGCAGCUGGGGGUCGCAGCGGUGGGGCUUUGGCAAGUCUAGAUCCAUGCGAGUGACCACAGCUCCCCCCGCCACGCCUCCUCGCCCCUCCACCCCUCCCCCCAGCAGCUUCUCUUCCGAUCCCAUGCUUGCUGCUGGUGCCACUGAUUGGGAUACCGAAAGCCCUGCUGUUGCCAGGGUUGACGGGAGCCUUUCACUGGAUCAUUCCCUCUCCUCCUCUCUGCUCUCCCCCUCGCUGCUGGAAACCAGGCGACUACGCAAAGCCAUGCAGGGAGGGGCGAUUGUGGGGUGUUUCACCGGGGGUGGGGCAGCAGCAGCUUUGGACAGUGAGUCAGAGGCGGAAGGGGGACGGAGGGCGAGGGGAGGCUCUAGGCCUGGUACAGGCAGGUCUAGCGGGAGGGUGAAGGGCGAGCGAGUGAGUGGGGGAAGGGUGAGUGGAAGAGCAAGUGGUGAAUCAGGUGGCUCAGGGCGACGAUCGAAGCUGCUUGGGGGUAGCAGCAGGGAGAAUGUCAAGGGCAGUGGGGAUGGGAGCGGGAGACGGAGUGGUGGUGCUGAUGCUGAGGGAGCGACCAGCAGCAGCACUCCGAGAAAGACCAAGCAUUUCUACUCCCAGCCAAUGCCGCAGCGUGCGCAGUGGAAUGAGCAGAUGGGGGUUGCAACGGAGGCUGACGGGGCCUCGUAA